Molecule: messenger RNA, 429 nt
Organism: Tetrahymena thermophila SB210
Lineage: Eukaryota; Ciliophora; Oligohymenophorea; Hymenostomatida; Tetrahymenidae
Exons: 5
Molecular function (GO): actin binding
Source: RefSeq, a predicted model, not a curated record
AUGGAAGGAGAAGGAUUAAAUGCCAAGGCUCUUAAUGAUGCUCUUAUGAAAGAAGACGAGUGGGCCAAGGCUAUCAUUUUUGAUCAAAAUUUAAAUAUAAUUACUCAUAAAAACUGCCCUGCUUCAGUUGAAGAAUUGAGACCUUAUUUAACUGCAUUUGACUCUCGUGAUAAUACCAUCGGAGCAGGAUUUGAAUUAUUAGGUGAACACUAUGACGUUCAUAGAUUCCACCCUCCUCUUGUUUAUGGCAGAAGAGGUGAUGCUGAUGUUGGUGAAGGUAUCUCUCUUGCUAAAGGUUUCUCUAAGAAGGCAAACUCUAAUAUUUACUUGCUCAUCACUUACGAAUUACCAAUCAUCUCUGCUAGAGCUGUUCCCUAACAAAUCAACUUCUUCAACAAUCACAUUGGAGAACUCGAACAAGCAUAAUGA